AUGAUCGAUCAAGUUAUUUUCGAGGAUCUCCAAACCAAGAUUGACGAGGAGAGCGCCGUUCGUGAUUCGCUUCACGAGAUUGUUCAAAGUCUUUCGAGAAAAGGACGAUCAACUCAAGCUACUCUCUCGCGGGCGCAUUCUACCCCAAGCGAUCAACUCAAGAGCUUGCUCGAAGAUGCAACUGUCGAGAUAUUGGCCCAGAAGCAAGAAGUUGCUCGCCUGAAGGCUGUGGCUGACAAGCACCCCUUCUACAAGUAUAACGGCCUGUGGACACGAGAGCUCCAGAACCUGGUUGCCUCAAUUGAGCUGUGUGCAUGGCUCGGUGGAUUGCAGGAGCACAAAGGACCCAGCUCGACCUCAUUCAUGACAAUCGAGGACGUGGGCAAGUUCCUCGAAAUCCCCGUCAACUUGAAGGAAGAAGAUGCCUUCCACCUCACAAUUGAAGAGUAUCUUCUAGCUCUGAUUUCCAUGGUCGAGGAACUGGCACGACUUGCUGUCAACUCGGUCACCUUGGGUGACUUCGACCGUCCUCUCCAGAUUAGCAACUUCAUUAAGGAGCUCUUUGCUGGAUUCCAGCUGCUCAAUUUGAAGAAUGACAUUCUUCGCAAGCGCAGCGAUGGUAUCAAGUACAGCGUGAAGAAGGUCGAAGAUGUGGUUUACGAUCUUUCGUUGCGCAACCUAAUUCCUAAGGGUGCUACUGCUUAA
Messenger RNA from Penicillium taxi, 705 nucleotides. Its product is annotated as translin. The record is from RefSeq and is a predicted model, not a curated record. Gene Ontology annotation, molecular function: RNA binding; single-stranded DNA binding; sequence-specific DNA binding. The transcript is spliced from 8 exons. Gene Ontology annotation, cellular component: nucleus; cytoplasm. Lineage: Eukaryota; Fungi; Ascomycota; Eurotiomycetes; Eurotiales; Aspergillaceae. The coding region runs from base 1 to 705 and encodes 234 amino acids. Gene Ontology annotation, biological process: RNA metabolic process.